This is a messenger RNA of Glossina fuscipes, 1143 nucleotides long. RefSeq names its product ceramide transfer protein-like. The record is from RefSeq and is a predicted model, not a curated record. The transcript has a single exon. Lineage: Eukaryota; Metazoa; Arthropoda; Insecta; Diptera; Glossinidae. Gene Ontology annotation, cellular component: trans-Golgi network; recycling endosome; early endosome. Gene Ontology annotation, biological process: endosome organization; receptor recycling; retrograde transport, endosome to Golgi.
AUAGAUGAAAAAAAUAAUAUGAUAAAUGAGUCAGAAUCACAAAGUGACUCUGACCCUGAAUAUCUUGAUAACUCAAUUGAAUUACGUGGUUAUCUUAAUAAGUGGACAAAUUAUAUCUAUGGUUGGCGGCCGCGUUAUAUUGUACUAAAAGAUGGCACGUUGUCCUAUUAUAAAUCCGAGUCCGAAUCAGACUUUGGCUGUCGUGGUGUUAUAAGCUUACGUAAAGCCAUAAUUAAAACAUAUGAAUCGGAUGAACUUCGUUUUGAUGUUGUUGUCAAUAAUUCCAAUAAUUGGUGUUUACGUGCCGAUACACCGGAAGAUCGUAUGCACUGAAUCGAGGUAUUGCAAAUGUAUACAGAGGAUAAUGCCAGCACAACGGAUACGACAUCAUUAAAACGUCAUGGAAGUAACGUAUCUUUGCAAUCCACUACAAUAUCGGUAGCAAGUGGUGGCAGUUUGAAAAGGACUCAAUACAAUCUUAACGAAAAAAUCGACGAAAUUGAAACAUUUAAGAAAAUAUUAUUUGGACAAAUAGAAACAUUACAAAGAUAUUUUGAUGUCUGCGCAGAAACCAAUAAAGCACCGGGUAAAUCUUUCGAUUUCGGUUUUGAUUUAACAUCGACGGAUUUUAAAGGGGAAUCUAUAACAUUUCGGGCCACCACUACGGGGGUUCUUAAUACAUUACAGCAUUGUUUAGAAAUAAUAUCGGAAAGGGCUCUUACGUGGAAGAGGAAAUUGGAACGCGAAAUUGAAAAACGGAAAAAAUUAGAAGAACAAAUUAGAAAAUAUAAAUUGGAAAUUGAAAAAUUCAAAAACAUUUCUUAUCCGGGGCCAGAUUUUGAAGAAGGGCCACAUUCCCCAUUACCCGAGGAUGAAUUUUUCGAUGCUGUAGAAACCGGUCUAGAUAAAAUCGAAGAAGACAUGCAAUUACGGGCAAAAUUAAAACUGCAAACGCAACUUUCGCAGAUAUCCGUCCAUAGUUAUACAGCAUUAGGUUUGAAUCAGCCAGUGGAUGACAAUUUGGUAGAUGAUGAUGAUAAAGAGUUUGGUACGGGUUCUUUGGCAAGCGGUCAUAGUCUUUGGCCUGAGAUAGAUCGAGUCUGCGAAGAACAGUUGCAGGGUAUCAACCUAUCAAAUCCUUAG